CGCCGGGACGAGCGUGCGCGAAAACCAGAAAGGGAGAAAAAAGAGCGUACGCGAAAACCAGAAAGGGAGGAAAAAAAAAAUAAAAAAUCCAAGACUCGGAAAGAGAAAGAAAGGGGGAGAGGGAGAGAGGGUCUUGAGAUCUAAUUCUUUCUUUCCCUCCCUCCCUCCAAGAUGGACUCCCAACUCUCUCCCUCACUCCUCCCCGAGAUCGGCCCCGACGGGAUCGCCAGAGAAAACCCCGUCAUCGCCUACACCGAGAAGGUCAUUGAGGAAGAGCAGCUCCAGCUGAAGAGAUAUAUUCAAGAAAAUUAUUCCAAGAUUCGUGAUGUUGAACGUGAAUUGGAGAAUCUUACGUUGGAGUUGAAACUUACGGCUGGUCCAAAGAAAGCAGCACUGGAGCACUUGCGGAAGAAGAUUGAAUUACAGACUGAAAGAAUACAUGUGGCUAAGCUCAAGGAAGACCAAGCAAAGAAGAAUAACGGUGUAUCUGUGCAACAGACGGCCAGCAAUGUUACAGCUUCGCAGCCUGCCCAGCUUCAGCCAGCAGAAUCAGCUGGUAAAGUCCCUGAAAAUACACUCACAGGAGGAAACAAUAGUGGUCAGCCAGCCUCAGAUGGGCACAACCAACGACCUGUUGAAGUGAGAGAAAAGAAAAGAACCCCAAAUUUGGGAAGAGGGAGGGGCAACAUGAUCCUGCCCAAGGGAAGAGGUGCUUCAGGACCUGGCUGGACUGGGGCUGGAUUUGAUGUUGAUAAUGGUACAUGAUGGUUGGGUAAUUUCAGACUUCCCCAUUGCAGCACCAAAUGGGUGGCUAGAGGAUGGUACUUAUUUCUAGAGGCAUCCUAAUGGGAUGGGACGUAAGCAUUUCCAGAGAUUUCUUCCUUUCUAUUUUCAGUCAUCAGCAUCUUAAGAUCUAUGUUCUUCUUAUUUUUUUUUUUCCUUUUUUUAUUUGUCCUUCUCUCAGCUCAUUUUGCUGUUCUAGACAAUGAUGAUUCCAAAAUAUGUUAGUCAGCCUUCCUGGCAGAUCUUGGACUUCGCUGUAACAAUAUAUUGUUCUUCAAUCCUAGUUAAUUCUUGAUGUAUAGAAAGAGAAGGAAGAAAGGAUUUACCAUG
Elaeis guineensis (African oil palm) is the source of this 1113-nucleotide messenger RNA. NCBI's taxonomy places the organism in Eukaryota, Viridiplantae, Streptophyta, Magnoliopsida, Arecales, Arecaceae. The record is from RefSeq and is a predicted model, not a curated record.